AUGGACAAGACGGCGAGUACACUAAGCGCGAGGAGCAAGAGAAGGAGCUGCCAGGAAGGUACGAAGAGGAACACCACCAAGAGGCUCGGGAGCAUCCCCAAGGAGAAGAAGGACCACCCCAAGGCCACGCGGACCAAGACGGAGUGCAACAGCAGCAACACUGGAAGGCCCAGGCGACCUCGUGCGCACGGGCCCCCGAGACCCCGUGCCCAUGGACUAUCCAGAGAGUUGGCGCUGGGGCACCCCGUGCGCACGGGCCUGUACCGUGCCCAUGGGACCCCCGUGCGCACGGGCCCAACUUACCCCAUUUGUCGUCGUUGUAAGGGAAGAGGACAUUUUGCGAGAGAAUGCAAAUCUCAGCGUGUAAUGAUUGCUACUGAGAAUGGUGGGUAUGAGUCCGCUAAUGAUUCUGAAAAUGAGACGCAAUACAUGGCUCCUGAAGACGCUGACAGGUAUGAAUGUUUAGUUGCUCAACGUGUUUUGAGUGUGCAGGUCACACAAGCAGAGCAAAAUCAGAGGCAUAAUUUGUUCCAUACAAAGGGAGUUGUGAAGGAACGUUCUGUUCGCGUCAUCAUAGAUGGAGGGAGCUGUAACAACUUGGCUAGCAUGGAGAUGGUGGAGAAGCUAUCUCUCACCACAAGACCACAUCCACAUCCUUACUACAUCCAAUGGUUCAACAACAGCGACAAGGUUAAGGUAACACGUACUGUUCGUGUGCAUUUUAGUAUCUCUACAUAUGCUGAUUAUGUUGAUUGUGAUGUGGUACCCAUGCAAGCAUGUUCCUUAUUACUAGGUAGACCAUGGCAAUUUGAUAAAAAUUCUUUCGCUGACGUCUUUCCACAAGACGUGCCACCGGGAUUACCACCUAUUCGAGGGAUUGAGCAUCAAAUUGACUUAAUUCCCGGUGCAUCGCUACCCAACCGUGCACCAUACCGUACCAAUCCAGAGGAGACGAAGGAGAUUAUGCGUCAAGUACAGGAGCUGCUCGACAAAGGUUAUAUACGCGAAUCUCUUAGUCCUUGUGCUGUUCCUAUUAUACUAGUGCCUAAAAAGGAUGGUACGUCGCGUAUGUUAUCUUUUCUUGGCUAUGUUGUUACUCCACAGGGAAUUGAAGUUGAUAAAGCCAAGAUUGAAGCUAUUGAGAGUUGGCCGCAGCCAAAAACGGUCACACAAGUGCGGAGUUUUCUUGGACUCGCUGGUUUCUAUAGGCGUUUUAUGAGAGAUUUUAGCACCAUUGCUGCACCUCUCAACGAGCUUACAAAGAAGGAUGUGCCUUUUGUUUGGGGUACCGCACAGGAAGAAGCCUUCACGGUAUUGAAAGAUAAGUUGACACAUGCUCCUUUACUCCAACUUCCUGAUUUUAAUAAGACUUUUGAGCUUGAAUGUGAUGCUAGUGGAAUUGGAUUAGGAGGUGUGUUAUUACAAGAUGGCAAACCUGUUGCAUACUUUUCUGAAAAAUUGAGUGGGCCUAGUCUGAAUUAUUCUACUUAUGAUAAAGAACUAUAUGCUCUUGUUCGGACUUUAGAAACAUGGCAACAUUAUUUAUGGCCCAAAGAAUUUGUUAUACAUUCUGAUCAUGAAUCUUUGAAACAUAUUAAAAGUCAAGCUAAACUGAAUCGUAGACAUGCUAAAUGGGUUGAAUUCAUUGAAACUUUCCCUUAUGUCAUUAAACACAAGAAGGGUAAAGAAAAUGUUAUUGCUGAUGCAUUGUCUCGAAGAUUCUGGAACAAGUUUGUCGUUAAUGAUGGAUUUGUGUUCCGUGCUAACAAGCUAUGCAUUCCAGCUAGCUCUAUUCGUCUUUUGUUGUUGCAGGAGGCGCAUGGAGGAGGAUUAAUGGGACACUUUGGCGUGAAGAAGACGGAGGACGUACUUGCUACACAUUUCUUUUGGCCAAAGAUGAGACGGGAUGUUGAGCGUUUUGUUGCUCGUUGCACUACAUGUCAAAAAGCUAAGUCACGACUCAAUCCUCAUGGUUUAUAUAUGCCUUUGCCUAUACCUAGUGUUCCUUGGGAGGAUAUAUCUAUGGGCUUUGUUUUAGGUUUACCUCGAACAAAGAAGGGGAGGAAUAGCAUAUUUGUUGUCGUGGAUAGGUUCUCGAAAAUGGCACACUUUAUACCAUGUCAUAAAAGCGAUGAUGCUGUUAAUGUUGCUGAUUUGUUCUUUCGUGAAAUUAUUCGCUUGCAUGGUGUGCCAACUACUAUUGUUUCAGAUCGUGAUACUAAAUUUCUUAGCCACUUUUGGAGAUGUUUAUGGGCUAAGUUGGGGACUAAACUGCUUUUUAGUACUACUUGUCACCCCCAAACUGAUGGACAAACCGAAGUAGUCAAUAGAACAUUGUCUACUAUGCUUAGGGAUGUUUUGAAGAAUAAUAAGAAAAUGUGGGAAGAAUGCUUGCCUCAUAUUGAGUUUGCUUAUAAUCGUUCAUUGCAUUCUACUACUAAGAUGUGCCCUUUUGAAAUUGUGUAUGGUUUCCUACCUCGUGCACCUAUUGAUUUGUUGCCUCUUCCUCUUGUUUGGUUACAUUUGCGUAAGGAUAGAUUUCCUGAUUUGCGCAAAUCAAAGCUAAUGCCACGUGCUGAUGGUCCUUUUAAGGUGUUAGAGAAAAUAAAUGAUAAUGCAUAUAAACUUGCGCCCGAUCUGGCGCCGUCCGCCGCCGCUGGGCCUCGCCUACACCACGCGUCGCCGGCGCUGCCGGCUGUCCGCCCAAACGCCUCCCUCUCCUCUGCCGUUUCUCUCUUUGCCUGCUGCCGUCGUCCGUCCGACCGGCCGCCGCGCCACACGUGCCGCCCGCCGAAGCAUGCUCUCACGCCGGCGACCUGCGCCGCCCCACCGCCGGCCCUCCUGGACGCCACCUUCACCACCGCUCCUCAUAUCCGCCGCCGCACCGGUUCGUCGCCCGCCGGAGCAUGCUCUCACGCCGGCGACCUGCGCCGCCCCACCGCCGGCCCUCCUCGACACCACCUUCACCGUCGCUCCUCCUAUCCGCCGCCGCCCCACGCACGCCGUCAGCACACACCUCUAGCCGGCGGCCUCUCCUUACGCGUGUGUCGCGGGUCGACGCCUGCCGCUUCUCUGUGGUCUCGCCUGAUAUCCCUGUCAGACGCGGGGGAGGAGGACGAGGUAGCCGCAGAGAGGUCACCCCGCCUGCUACCGGAUCUGCUAAUGGGCAUCGUGCGGCGCAUCGACGUCGGCACCAAGCAGUGCCUCCUGCUCCGAAUGCGUGAGGCAAACCGCUCCGAAUCGUGCAGUGAUAUUUUGUUCUAA
Molecule: messenger RNA, 3264 nt
Organism: Aegilops tauschii subsp. strangulata
Lineage: Eukaryota; Viridiplantae; Streptophyta; Magnoliopsida; Poales; Poaceae
Source: RefSeq, a predicted model, not a curated record